Equus caballus (horse) is the source of this 7040-nucleotide messenger RNA. It is a transcript of the gene LMLN, whose product is annotated as leishmanolysin like peptidase. The record is from RefSeq and is a predicted model, not a curated record. NCBI's taxonomy places the organism in Eukaryota, Metazoa, Chordata, Mammalia, Perissodactyla, Equidae. Gene Ontology annotation, molecular function: metalloendopeptidase activity. Gene Ontology annotation, cellular component: cytoplasm; membrane. Gene Ontology annotation, biological process: cell adhesion; proteolysis.
GCGGCCCCGGGCUUUGCAGUUUUAAACUCAAGAUUUUUGAGCACUGAAAUAGAGCAGACUCCAUAAACAUUAACAGAAUUUUAAAGCCAAUUAAUUGUGGAGAGGAGUCUUCAAGGGUAACAUGUUCCUAGCUUUGGUUGCUGGGUAAUAGUGCAUUUAGAACGUUGGGGAACCAGGAGAUGGUUUUGUGGCAGGAAAAGUGAUGAGUUUGAGGAAGCUGGAGGAUGCUCAGCUGUGAACAUGUCCAGAAAGGCAAAUGGGUAUUCAAGUCUGGAUUAGGCAUAUAGAGGAGAGGAAAGAAUCCCCAAGGCCUGUCACUUUUGUAGGAGUUCGGUGAAUGUGUGGUAUUCUGGGUGGGAUAGAUGAUGGUAGGAGAACAAUGGGAGUGGAUGAAGAAGUGGUAGGCAUUUGGACAAAGCAGGGAAGACAAGACAGCAUCCUUAGGAUAACUUAAGUGCAGUGGCAAACAACCCUUACUGGCAAAUUCAUCCUCUUUUCCACUGAUGUCAUGCAGCACUUGUAGAGGAGAGGGUUCCUUAUGCUCUUCUGCUCCCUUAAUGAGGUUUGGUCAGUGCAAAGGUAGUCCUCAAGCCAAAGUUACAAUUGAAGGAGUCUCAUGUUUCACAAAUGUGCUUGAAUGGCUAGCAGACCAUUCAAACAGCCUCUCUCCGCGAUGACAGUAUUGUUAGACCUAGGAACUUGAAGGUAACUGGUGCUUUUCUUUGUUUUAAAUUCACAAUUUCUUUGUGGUCGUGUAGUGGAAAGAGCACAUGUUCUGAAAGUGAUAAAUUUGGUUUGGAAUCCCAACUUCCACUAAUUGUGGGAUGAUAGACACGUUAUCUAAUGAGUCUACUCACUUGUAAAAUGCCCACCCUUUUAUUAUUUGAGUACAUGAUCUUCACCAAUGAAUGUAAAUUCUUGGGGAUUUUCUAUACUUUCCUGCCCCUAUAGUUUCUAGUAUAGCAAUUUACAAUAUUGAAUUCAUGCUGAAUGACUAUUCCAGCUCUGUGCUUUCAGUUCCUAGUUUUAAUUCUUUGUUUCAUGUGCCACAAGGAGAUUUGUCCCAGUUUUCAAUUUUUUAUAGUUCUUCACAGCUCAGUUUUGGAGGUAGUUUCCUUAAUUGGAAGGGUCCACCCAAUCUCUUUCUAGGUUAAUGCAGUUGCAAGUCGGCUUUUACAGAAGUUAAGGGAUGGGGUUGGAUAGUAAAGGACACAUCAUUGAUUUUAUGGGAAAUGACUUUAGUUAAGAAAAAAAUGGGCCUAAAAUUGGUGAGUCAGGCUAGAGUAAAAAUGGAAAUUAUAUUCCAUUCGCAUUUUAUACAGAAAGCUACACCAUAAAAGGUUCAGCAGUUUAUAUGUCUUGUCUAAGCCACCUGGCAUCUAGUGGGUGCAUAUCUUUUCCAUGAAAAACAAUUAGACUGAAAAACUGCCUCAGUAAAGACACGACCCACAUACCACUAACCCAUUGCCGUCAACAUCCACUAAUCUUCCCACAGCCGAACUCACGUGGGCCACUAAACCGCAUUUAUUGGCCGGCUUCGCGCAAUGAGACACGAUGGACGUGAUGCAGCUCUCAUCUUCCGCGGUCAUAAAUAAGGUCCAUCUUAAAGCAAAUCAUGUUGUAAAAAGAGAUGUUGAUGAACAUUUAAGAAUCAAGACUGUCUAUGAUAAAAGUAUUGAAGAGUUGCUCCCUGAGAAAAGAUACCUUGUAACGAACAAACUUUUUCCACAAGCUAUUUCUUAUUUAGAGAAGACUUUUCAGGUUCGUAGACCUGCGGGCACAAUCUUACUUAGCAGACAAUGUGCAACAAACCAAUACCUACGGAAGGAUAAUGAUCCCCAUAGAUACUGUACUGGAGAAUGUGCAGAGCACACAAAAUGUGGCCCAGUUAUAGUACCUGAGGAGCACCUCCAGCAAUGCAGGGUCUGCCGUGGGGGUAAGUGGCCCUGUGAAGCAGUGGGUGUGCAAGACCAAGAGGGCAUCCUGGAUGCAGACUUUGUUCUUUAUGUUGGUGCUCUGGCCACUGAGAGGUGCAGCCAUGAAAACAUCAUCUCUUAUGCAGCCUAUUGCCAGCAGGAAGCAAAAAUGGACAGGCCAAUAGCAGGAUAUGCUAACCUGUGUCCAAAUAUGAUCUCUACCCAGCCUCAGGAGUUUGUUGGGAUGCUGUCCACAGUGAAACAUGAGAUUAUUCAUGCCCUGGGUUUCUCUGCUGGGCUAUUUGCAUUCUACCAUGAUAAAGAUGGAAAUCCUCUAACUUCAAGAUUUGCAGGUGGUCUCCCACCUUUUAAUUACAGUCUUGGAUUAUAUCAAUGGAGUGAUAAAGUAGUUCGAAAAGUGGAGAGAUUAUGGGAUGUUCGAGAUAAUAAGAUAGUUCCUCAUACUGUAUAUCUUCUAGUAACACCUCGUGUUGUCGAUGAAGCACGAAAACAUUUUAACUGUCCAAUACUGGAGGGAAUGGAACUUGAAAAUCAAGGUGGUAUGGGCACUGAGCUCAACCAUUGGGAAAAGCGGUUAUUAGAGAAUGAAGCAAUGACAGGUUCACACACGCAGAACCGAGUCCUGUCUCGAAUCACUCUGGCAUUAAUGGAGGACACUGGCUGGUACAAGGCGAAUUACAGCAUGGCCGAGAAGUUAGACUGGGGCCGAGGAAUGGGCUGUGACUUUGUCAGGAAGAGCUGUAAAUUCUGGAUUGAUCAGCAGAGACAAAAGAGGCAGAUGCUGAGCCCUUACUGUGACACGCUCAGAAGUAAUCCAUUGCAGCUAACCUGCAGGCAGGACCAGAGGGCAGUUGCAGUGUGUAAUUUGCAGAAGUUUCCGAAACCUUUACCUCGAGAGUACCAGUACUUUGAUGAACUCAGUGGAAUACCUGCAGAAGAUUUGCCUUAUUAUGGUGGUUCAGUAGAAAUUGCUGACUACUGCCCUUUCAGUCAGGAAUUCAGCUGGCAUUUAAGUGGCGAAUAUCAGCGCAGCUCAGAUUGUAGAAUAUCAGAAAAUCAACCAGAUCUUUUUAAAAACUAUGGUGCUGAAAAGUACGGACCUCAUUCAGUUUGUCUAAUUCAGAAGUCAGCGUUUGUCAUGGAAAAGUGCGAGAGGAAGCUGAGUUACCCAGACUGGGGGAGUGGAUGUUAUCAGGUUUCUUGUUCUCCACAAGGUCUGAAGGUUUGGGUCCAGGACACUUCAUAUUUGUGUAGUCGGGCCGGGCAAGUCCUCCCUGUGAGUAUUCAGAUGAACGGCUGGAUUCAUGAUGGAAACCUGCUCUGCCCGUCGUGUUGGGACUUCUGUGAGCUCUGUCCUCCAGAAACAGAUCCGCCAGCUACUAACUUGAGCCGAGCUCUACCACUGGAUCUCUGUUCCCGUUCCUCUAGCCUGGUGGUCACCCUCUGGCUUCUGCUGGGCAAUCUAUUUCCUCUGCUGGCUGGAUUUCUUCUGUGUGUAUGGCACUAGCAAUGGAAAAGUGGAUUCUCAAGACAUUCCUUUGUGUCAUGUUCCUCUGAACGAAGCACAAAAUCUGGGUGAGUGAGAGCCUCUGAAGACGGCGGACGCGGCAUUCCUGACUUGGGCUUGGCAGUGUCUACCACAGCCAGAGCUUCCCCACAGUCGCUCUUCAGCAGCCCGACAGCCCCAGAGCCUGGAGAAGAGGGAAUGCCAAGUUACCAAGUCUCUUUAGUUUUUAAGAUACACAACUUUCCUGAAGUUUUCUUUUGAAAAGGAAAUAAUCAGUGACAUUUUCAGAGUGAUUACAUACCUCAGCAUUUUCAUUAACCUAAAAUGAUAAGGAGUUCAUCAACACUGCAGUAAUUUAAAGAACAGCUAAUUAUUGCAAGAUUGUAAGCUGUGGAUCCUGUCCUCAAAAGUAUAGAUUGUCUUUUGACUUCAAGAAAAUAAUUGAAUUGGGAUUUCUACAUCACUGUUGUACCUGUUUUGAAUUUAAUGGCUAUACAUGGUACCCUAAAAAUCAUUGUUGUCAUUGUUCUAAAAAGUUUUUUGUAAUUAUGUUUUGCUGAAUCUUAUGAUUUAACCAUGCUUACCUUUUUCAAACCAGCUGUGUGGCCAUUACCCCUGAACCGUUGUGUGCUGGUAGCUCUCUUCCACCUGUGUCUGUGCUUAGUGCUCUUCUGUGCUCAGCUUCCAACUAUAUUCUCCGUUAAGUUAAUAAUGACUUGAAAAACUGUGGACGCAGAGAGAGAAAGAUUCUCUUCCCUGUAAAGACAUUGAAGACAUGCAAACAGAAGAAAACCUAUUUUAUGUUUUUCAGAUAAUAGUUAUGACAACUGUAAUCCGACAAAAGCAGAACUAUUCCUUUUUGACCAAUGGAGAUAAAAAGAAAUUCUGGUGUAGACAGGUGUGCAGUUACUUUCAAGUGAGCUUAGAAAUUGUUACAGAAGAAUUUCUACUAUCUGAAAAUUAUUUUGUAUAUAAGAAGAAGAAUAUAAGCAAAACAAGAUGGUCUGAAUUGUUUACUGAUAGCAAAGUGUAGGUUUGGUGUAGGGUCUGUCCAGUAGGGUCCACUUUACCACACAACACAUGACAGUUCACAGAAGUCAGAAGAUUGCCUCUGCUUUAGAAGGAAGCGAUGUCCUUUACCUCCUGCGUUCGACACUCCUUCUGUUACUACACAGACUCUGGGCCCCAGAAGCGAUUCUGCUCUGCUGCUGGAGCUUAUACUAACCCCGCUUAGUAAUUCCAGUUAGAAAUUCUUUAAUGAUAAGUGAUGCACAGUUUUUUCUCUCUAAAGUCCUCUAGCAUUAUAAACAUGGUCCUUGGACAAGCAUUUAUUCAUUCAUUCAUUCAUUCGUGCAUUCAUUGUUUGGCCCUUUAACUCAGCAUAUAGUUAUUGAGCACUCCAUUUAAGAAAUUGUGCUAAGUAGCAAGCAGCAUAAUUAGUGAGGAGUAAUUCCAACUGACUGUUUGGCAUUGGAGCCAAACUGCAACACCAGUAUAAAGGAAAGUCACCUUUUUCUAAGGCAUCAAUUUAAAAUACCUGUUUGCAUGUGGUUUUAAGUUGGAGGUAUUUACCGUUGUGAAAAGCCGGGAAUCUCUAGCAUGGCCAACUUCAGCUACAGAGAAGCUAGUAGUAAUGGUGUCAGGCCAGUGCUCGGUUUUCCUCCCAUGUCAUGCAAACUUUAAAUUGUGCAAGGUCAGAGAAAAGUGUAGAGUAUAUUUUUAAAGAAAAUUAUAAAAAUCUAAACUUAUAUACCUAUUGUGAUUAUGAAUCAUCUUGUAAAGUUGUAUAAAGAAUUUCACCAAAAAUACUAUGGAUUAAUAAUAUAUUUGAGAUUCACAGUGAUAGGUUCAAUUAUAUUUUGACUGUUGUGCAGUAAUGCCAUUUAGGUAGCAUUGUUUCCGAGCAUGGUGCUUUUUAUACUUGAAAUAUAUUUUUUGCUUUAUUUUUUAUUGAUAUAAAUAUAUUUGCACUAAUGACUUUCUGGAGAAAAUAUUAUAGAUGACAUUUUUUCUAUAUAUAUUUAUUAAACUUGGAAUCUGGUAGCCCAGUGUUUUCUCUGCACGAAUAUGAAACUUGAUAAAGUAUGAUGUUAAGAAAUCUUGAGUUUCUGAGGGUAGCUGACUGUGCUGGUGUCUUCCUUCCUCUUGAACAAGUCUCGAAAGUGAUUAUCACUGAUUCUGCAUAGUAUAUUCAGUGAAGAUUUAGAGGGCCACUGAACCUGAAAGAAAUUUUGAGGCCUGUUUCAGUCACUUAGAAUAUAGCAAUAUUCUAAAAACAAAGACUUUUAAAAUCCGAGAUUUCCGUGCAGAAUUGAGUGGGCUAGAAUUCAGCUUAGAACUGAAGAAUAUGAAAUAGCCUGAAUGUUGGUAUCCUGAGGCAGGUGACGCCCUUGAGGUUAACAGGACUAGUUCACUGAGGAAGAGACCAGCAGCCUGCAGCCAGGGUGGAGGUGAGGUGAGCGGAGAGGGAGCCCGGGAAGGGGCUGGUUUGGGGAUAGGAGACUGGAGACCCUUUCUGACUCAAAAAGGGUCAAGUGCUUAUAAAAACUGACUACCUCAGUUUUCAGUUCAGACUUAGGUUCAUUUUGAUAGUAUUAAGGUCCCAAUUGUCAAAAUUAUCAAGUGAAUUUGUCUCUCAGGUUUUCAAGAACAGAAUUUACAAGAAGGAAACAAAAGCCAUGUCAGCAGACUUGAGCUGGCAGCUUUAGAGAAACUGGCUAGCAGUUAGGUCCUCUGAGUGGAGACCCCUGUAAUAUUCUCCUGGAAAACAUCCUUUCCCUUUCUUCUUUCUUAAGGAUACUUAUUUUUGUUAAGACCAAAUAGACAUUCUAAAAAUGUUAUAAAUUAUGCUUAAAAUUAGUUUUAGCCUAAUACGUUGGCUUAGAGUUUUAUCAAUAUUUGAAGAUAAAACAUAAAUUAAUUAAGUUUAAAUAGUUUUAGGAAGAUACAUAAGUAAGUAUACCAGAGACUGCAUAAAAUUUUAUCAACAUUCUCUUCAAUAUUAGAAGACUCCCUGAUUAAGACCAUCUGUAAAAUGACUUGAUGCUUUCUCAGAAUCUUUCCAGCUCUAAUAUUCCACGGCUAAUACUCCUCCAGAAUGGCUAGGUCACCACUGGCUCUGUCUGACCCACCUCCUGGAGGAGGCCAGCUUGCACGUCAUGUUCAUCGCAGUGUCUUGUGCUCGAUGUCUUAGCGCUGUCCAUGUUCUUGAACACUGAAUGAAGAGAAGAGCCCGUCUCGGAGGGCGCUUGAGUAGCCCUGGCAGGAGGAGGUGGACGUCAGUCACAGCCCCACAGACCCGUUUCAUAGUGGGCACCAGUCAUUCGAGCCAUGUCCUUGCAGCUGGGGAGGACUAACACUUAAACCGAGUCUGCUGUUCAUCCUGGAGAAAGAACUUACCUGAACGGAAGGCCUUCUUUUGGAUCCAUUUAGUCAGGGUUGGGGAGGGAGUGGUGAAUUAUUUUCUUUUAUGUUUACGUUUUUAAUAAAUAAAGUAGAAGAUUUAAUAACUAAUCUUUAUUUAUGGUAUUGAACUUUAAGUGUAAUAUACUCCUUAGAAAAAUGUAACUUUAAUAAAAAUGGAAACUAAAUCUGCA